AUGCUCAACAAUUUCUGGCCUUCGGCCACCCGAGUUGCUCUCGGCCUCGUAACAGCGGCCGAUGCGGACACCAGCGCUACCUGGGCCGACGCGCCGCCUCCGCUGCCACCAACGCCGCCACCCCCGCCCACGACGAAGAGGGGGGGCCCUCCUGCGGGCGGUGGUGUCGGCGGAGGCGGCGCUGGCGCUGGCGACGCUGCUGCUGCCGCCGUCGCAGCCCCGGCUGCUGCCGCAGAUGCAGCCCCGGCUGCCGGCCGCCCGGCCGUCCCCGACGCCGUCGGCGCCGCUUUGGUCCUGGGGGGGAACGCCCGCACCCCUUCCCCGGGCCCACAGGCGCUCGGUACCCGCGACAGCCGCAUCCGCGAGGACUUCGAGUUAGUUGGCCAGCCCGCGCCGGCGCACGUGCGCCGCCCACACGAUGACGACAGCUCGCAGUGA
Sporothrix schenckii 1099-18 is the source of this 438-nucleotide messenger RNA. RefSeq lists its product as uncharacterized. The transcript has 2 exons. The record is from RefSeq and is a predicted model, not a curated record. Lineage: Eukaryota; Fungi; Ascomycota; Sordariomycetes; Ophiostomatales; Ophiostomataceae. The coding region runs from base 1 to 438 and encodes 145 amino acids.